UAUGAAAAGUGUCUUAGAAGUNAGAAANAANGAGGAUAUAGGCCCUUUGAACCCAGUCCCUUAUUGCUUUAUUUUCGGNAGCACNAGUGGCUGGUUACUUUAUGGGGCGUCUGUGAAGAACUUUUAUAUAUGGUGGGCCAAUUGUCCUGGUCUCCUUUUGGCUAUUUUUUAUAUUCUAAGUUGUCACGCAGUUUUGGAAAAGGGNAAAAGGCGUUUUUUGUANGAAGCUUUGACUCUUUCGGUGCUCGGACUCACGAUAAUCUGUGCCUUUUUAUCCGCCUUUAUAUUACCNAAAAAUAUUGCAAACAUAACUUUGGGUGUUUUGGCAAAUACUAUGUUAACUUGUUUUUACGCUUCUCCUUUGUCAACGUUAAUUGCGGUUGUAAGAUUGAAGGAUGCUUCUUCUUUGGACCCGUGGUUAUGUGCAAUGAAUACUGUCAAUGGAACGAUGUGGACUGUUUACGGGUUUGCUCUUGGGGAUCCAAUCGUUUGGUCGUUAAAUCUGUUAGGUGCCAUAUUGGGUGUGUCACAGUUAUCUCUCAUUUGUAUUUAUGGACGAAGGAACGCAACUAUAUCACCAACUUUGACAACUCCACAAGAUAUAGAAGAAAAGGUGACNGAAGGGGCUUCUUAUUCACAAAAGCCAGAAACAACAAACUACGGAACAGGNAACAAAGUAGACGUUUCUGGCGAAGCACUUUGACGCUUCUAUAUUGUAAGAAACGAACAAAUGGUCUC
Messenger RNA from Galdieria sulphuraria, 738 nucleotides. RefSeq lists its product as uncharacterized. Gene Ontology annotation, molecular function: sugar transmembrane transporter activity. Gene Ontology annotation, cellular component: membrane. The transcript has a single exon. The annotation marks the transcript as partial. NCBI's taxonomy places the organism in Eukaryota, Rhodophyta, Bangiophyceae, Galdieriales, Galdieriaceae. The record is from RefSeq and is a predicted model, not a curated record.